Naegleria gruberi is the source of this 1608-nucleotide messenger RNA. RefSeq lists its product as uncharacterized. The record is from RefSeq and is a predicted model, not a curated record. Bases 1 to 1608 code for a protein of 535 amino acids. The transcript has a single exon. Lineage: Eukaryota; Heterolobosea; Eutetramitea; Acrasida; Naegleriidae.
AUGUCUCACAACCUUGGUAUUCUUCUUCUUGUCCUUCUUUUUUGUUUAUUCACAUCAGUUUCUAAUAAUUGUUUAGGACAAGAACAACAACUCUAUUACAACACUUCACUCAACUCAACUGCCAAUAAUAAUUCACUCUAUUACAGUCCCUUUAUUUUCCAAGAGCCAUGUGAAAAUAACACAACUCCCUAUCCUUGUUUCAACAAGAUUCUUGUAGCCGAUUCCUACAUUGUUCCCUUUCCAAAUAACCAACAAGUUGUGAUGGAUAGUUUAGUUUAUGAUUUUUGUGAGUCUGCAAGGAAUGGUCAUCCCGAUUGGAACGAAACAACGUGUCAGGAAAUUUGUCUUGACCUUCCUUCUUAUGUUUUUCAGAGAUAUUGCAUGUUGUGUAAUGUGGUGAGUAAUGAGUUUCGAAUGAAAAUGUGGAAUGUUUCAGAGUGUAGAGGAGUGGACAGAACUAUUGAUAUUAUAAUGGCUCAAAAUCCAGAUUAUGAUCAAACACAAUUGUGUGGCAAUUCGAAAAGUAGUCCUUUUGUAGAUUCGUAUAGAGGAAACACCACAACUAUUAUGUGUUAUUGCGAGGAGGAGAAUUUGUGGGCCACUAAUUGUAAUUUGAUUCAUUCGAAACGAGCUUUUUAUGCCUAUCAUUAUAUUGUAGUUAUUUUGGCAUUUAUUGUUGCAUUUGUGUCAAUUACAGUUUCACUUAUUCCUUCUAUUAUUCAAUUGAGAAUAUUCAAAGUUAUUAGAAACUUAAUUGUCAAGUUCAAUACCUAUGUUAGAUCGUUGUGGACUGGCAGUGAAGAGGGAUCAAUGGGUAUUGAAAAGGAUUCUGAUAUUUAUCCAGAAUUUACAUGGUUUUCUGUAAAACAUUUUACCUUAAUUUUGAAAGUUAUGAUUUCACUCACCAUAAUUGGCUAUGCCAUAGCUAGAGCAGUAAUUUUAGGAGUUCAGGAUUUUAAAAGAACCAGACUAAUCAUUGCCAUCGUGUACUACCUCAUCACUGUUUGUGUCUUUGUAGUAACCUUGCUGUGGGUCAAUUUAGCAUUCAGUGAAAAGAGAAAACAACUCACAGAUCCAAAACUCUUAAUUCCACUCAGAGUUUUAUUAUUUGUUGGAUUGGGAUUUUUCUUAUCGGUGGCAAUUUCAUAUAUUAUCACCUCUAGUUUGAAUGAAGUGUUGGGAACUGGUAUCAUUCUUCUCAUCUUCAUUACAAUCCUCAUUGUUUUGAGCUUGGCCAUAUUUGGAUUUGGAAUGAAAUUAUUCCUUGAUUUGACGAGAACAAAGAAUGCACAGGAGAAGAUUGAUUCAUUCAAAUCUCUCAAAUUUACCAGAUUUAUAAUGCUCAUUACAAUUUCAUUCAUUGUCUUGUGCAUCUUUCUCAUAUUGAUUUCCGUUGAGAAUAUUCAAUUCAACACAGAGUCAACUAGUUUUUCAAUGGGUGAUGGUAGUUUGGCAUUGGAAUUCAUAUCAGAACUCAUUUUGAUAUGGAUCCUAUUAUUGCUUACUCUCUAUCUAUUGAAUAUGAAAUCAGUUUUGGAUGUCUAUGAAUUUAUCUAUUGGCCAUUCUGUUCAUGUUUUAAUAGAAAGAAGAAGAAAUCAACACAAUAA